AUGUUUACUCAUUCAAGAGUUAAAAUUGCUAUUAUUGGAGCCGGACCAGUUGGGUCGUUGUGUGCAUGUUUUAUGGCAGAAAAUGGAUAUGACGUUACCGUCUACGAAAGUCGAACAGAUAUUAGACUUGAUAAAUCAACAUCGGGACGUUCUAUAAACUUGGCUUUGUCAGAAAGAGGCAUUAACGCUCUCCGAUUUAUUGGACUCGACAAUAUUGUUAUUGAAGAACUCACAGAACCUAUGUAUGGUCGAAUGAUCCAUUCAAUUGAUGGCCAUAAAUAUAGCAUUAUGUAUGAUAUUAACAAAUCCAAGUGUUUAUAUUCUAUUAGCAGAAAAGAACUCAAUGAAUUUUUAUUAACAAAACUCGAAAAAUAUCCAAAUGUGAAAUUAAACUUUUCGCAUAAACUCGUCGAUGUUGAUUUUAAUACCAAACUAUUAACAUUUCAAAAAUCAUUAGAAAACCAACAAGAAACUGUAAAACCAGACGUAAUAAUUGGAUGCGAUGGGGCUCAUUCCGUAGUUCGUAAACAUAUGAUUCGUCAGCCAAUGUUUAAUUUUUCACAGACAUACAUAGAUCAUGGUUAUUUUGAAAUAAGCUUACCAUCAGCUGCAACAAAAGAUACCUUAACUCCAGGACAUCUUCAUAUUUGGCCGAGAAGUACAUUUAUGUUGAUAGCAUUACCGAAUAAAGAUAAAUCUUGGACUUGCACUUUAUUCAUGCCAAUGGAUCAAUUUCCAUUGAUAUUAGAAUCAGAAAAUGAAGAAAUUUUACGAUUUUUUAACGAGUAUUUUAAAGAUUUUAUGGAUUUGAUUCAACCAGAACAUUUAUUGAACCAAGUGACAAAUGGAAAAGCACGAACUCUUAUUUCUAUUAAAUGUAAUCCAUACCACAUUAAUGAUGACUUCCUGUUGAUGGGAGACGCUGCCCACGCUAUUGUACCUUUUUAUGGUCAAGGAAUGAAUGCUGGCUUCGAAGAUUGUACAAUUUUUAACCAACUACUCGAAGAGUACGACCAUGAUUUAAAAACUGUUAUUAAAACGUUUUCAUUGAGAAGAAUUGAAGAUGCGGAAGCCAUCAGUGAUUUAGCUUUUUACAACUAUAUUGAAAUGCGUGAUUUAGUUGCUCGUAAAAGCUUUUUGUGGCGGAAAAAAUUGGAUAACAUACUCAGUAAAUGGUUUCCUCAGACGUGGAUACCGCUUCAUAGUUCGGUCUCUUUUACAUCAAUUAGUUAUAAACAAUGUAAACUCGACAAUCAGUGGCAAGACCAAAUUUUAUUUAGAAUGUUUAUUCUAUUCGCGACAUUUUUCUCCAUCAGUUUGUAUUUUUUUGCAUCUAUAAUGUCAAAAUCAUUACAAUAA
This is a messenger RNA of Macrosiphum euphorbiae (potato aphid), 1359 nucleotides long. NCBI's taxonomy places the organism in Eukaryota, Metazoa, Arthropoda, Insecta, Hemiptera, Aphididae. The record is from the annotation of a GenBank genome assembly.